Messenger RNA from Stylophora pistillata, 1992 nucleotides. RefSeq lists its product as uncharacterized. NCBI's taxonomy places the organism in Eukaryota, Metazoa, Cnidaria, Anthozoa, Scleractinia, Pocilloporidae. The record is from RefSeq and is a predicted model, not a curated record.
UCACUUUCGAAAGCUAAGGUACAAAGGGUACUACUCUAUUCUUCAACUUCCUUAAGCGGAAUUAGACUCAACCAAACACUGAAGGAUACCAGUAAGAUUUGUUCCGUUCUUUACCACAACGACAUAAUUCAUUUUGAUCUUGUACAAGAAAUAGACAAGUAUACACUAAUUGCGUUACUGUUGCGGUCAGCAUUGCAGCAAAUUUAGACUUUGGAAUGGGAAAGAUUCUCUUUGUGAUCGCUGUUGUUUGCCUACUGGUUAGGUCAGUGUCCUCAGUCAUACUUUGUCAAGAAGACCAUCAUGGACAUGGCCUUUCCCUGGUGCUUGACAGCAUUACAACUCAAGCAUUUAGCCUAGGAUUCAGCCUUCUGAUUCUUUACUUUGCAAUUGUCUACUGUAUUUUUUCAUUUGACAGCAGUUUGGCCGACAGAAACCAGUCAGCGGACCGUUGUGAACCUAAACCUAAACAAAGAACACUAAAUGCACAGUCUGCCUGCAAAAAUGACGUGCUUUUUGAAUAUCCAUUGCAACGAAGUGCUUCCCAUAUAGUAUUUCAGAAGACUGGGGUGGAAGUGAUAGAAGUGAAGGUUGCUAAUGGAUUGACACUCAAAGAUAAGUGGAUGCCGAGAAAUUUGAUGUUGCAAGCUUGCACUGAAGCAGUGCUGCCUGACCAUCUACAGGAGGAUGAAUUGCCUCUAAGCCCAGUAUAUAAAUUUGUUACUAGUGCUGCGAAGUUGGACAGACUCCUGGAAGUUUGGAUACCUCAUGGUGCAAACAUUGUUUUGACAGGCGAAAACUGGAGCGUAAUUUUAAAGGAGUAUGUAAACCACACUUGGUUAACUGUUGGCGAAACUAGUAAUUGCAACAAAACACAAGAAUCAAAGAACUUUGUCUGUAAAAGCAAUCAUGUAAGAUUGAAGACUGACCAUUUGUCAACUUUCAAAAUAACUGGGAAGUUUGAUACAUCUCAGUCGACUUUGGUGUUUAAAAGAAUGAAGGUUGUAGCAUUCUGCAAUGAAACCAGAGUUGGAGACAACCUCAUUGUGAGGCUUUACUGCUUCGAUGAUUGUGAAUGGUCUUUUGAGAGGAUGAUGCAAACGGAGCAGAAGAAUGGAGGAAGACUCAUGUCAUCGAUCGAAUCUGUCAGCUUUUCUGUUACCGGCAAAAAAGAUGUUGACAUAUCUGUAAAAGAUCCUGCAGGCUGGCAUCUGAAUAAGGCCUCCCCACUGAAGUUCAGCUAUGAUUCACUGAGGAAUUCAUUCAACGUCAUUCCUCGGUGUGAUCUGGUAUUUAAACCUUGCAGGAAGGAACUAAGCACCAGCAUUUAUUUGAAAAUUGUAUUAAGUCAUGAACCAUCUGAUGAAACCAUGAUCUAUGCAUCUUCAUCACUAAAACAGAGACUGUUUGAAGAUCCUUCCAUGAACGCAUUUGAAUAUGAUCAAGUGGAAGAGUAAGAGGUCAUGCACGGAAAUUUCCCAACCGUAAUGGUUAAGAUAUUACAAUAUAUAUAAAUCACUAGGAAGCGCUAACUUCUUGCUCACGGCGGUAGUGUUCUUUACAAAACAAUCCGUAAGCAGAUUUUGAAAUAAGUUCAUUUUUUAGAUACCGACCAAAAGGGCAUUGUAUGGCGACCACAUUCACAUACACCUUUUAAACUCUUUUAAUUAACAAUCAUUCGAUGAGGUUGAGCAUGAUAGUGAUAGUUGUCAAGGCCAAAGUUUGUGUUAUCUGCCGAAGCCAAAGGCUGUGGCGGAUAACACAAACUAAGGCCUUGAUAAUUAUCGCUGUCAUGCGAAAACCGAAUCCAAUAAUUGUUUUAUUAUGCUUAUUCCUGAGCUGCACUUGUAAAAUAUAAGAGCGCAUAAAACCAUCGUCUGUGGGUAUGACGUCACUUAUAUAGCUAUAAAAUCUAUUGUCUGUAUGUAUGACGCAAGAGAUAGAUAGAUAGAUAGUUUAUUAGAAUAUCGAACAUGGCAGUCCGCAGACUGAAUU